AUGCCUCCAGAAGAUAUCCCCAUUUCCCGUCCCAACGAAGAGGAUGACGGCUUGGAGAACCCCAUGAGAGCCAUUGUCGUGGUCAACUCGCCAGACGUGCCAGAAGGCGAGAUGGAAGAGAGAAUGCUUGAUUGCGUUCAGACCUUCGAUGAGGUGGACCAGUUUUUCGAUAAAUUCGAUGAAGACGUGGCCAUGCCCAACGAGUCUCAUAUUAAGUAUGAGGUGGGAAGUGACGGUCUUGUUGUUAUUAUUGUGGACUCGAAAGAGCUUAAACUGACGGUUUUGAAGUUCAUCGAUGACUUUGCAGCCAAGGUAGGUGAUUCCGCUAAGGACGAUGCUUCCAAGGACGGUGACGACGAAGAGGAGGCUCUGGCCAAGAGACAGAGGAAGUGA
This is a messenger RNA of Candidozyma haemuli, 393 nucleotides long. RefSeq lists its product as uncharacterized. NCBI's taxonomy places the organism in Eukaryota, Fungi, Ascomycota, Pichiomycetes, Serinales, Metschnikowiaceae. The transcript has a single exon. The coding region runs from base 1 to 393 and encodes 130 amino acids. The record is from RefSeq and is a predicted model, not a curated record.